Molecule: messenger RNA, 831 nt
Organism: Salvia miltiorrhiza (redroot sage)
Lineage: Eukaryota; Viridiplantae; Streptophyta; Magnoliopsida; Lamiales; Lamiaceae
Product: nuclear transport factor 2-like
Exons: 5
Coding region: 241-819 (192 amino acids)
Cellular component (GO): ribonucleoprotein complex; cytosol
Molecular function (GO): mRNA binding
Source: RefSeq, a predicted model, not a curated record
CACGCAAAGAUUUCAUAAAUCUUCAGAAACCCUUCUUCUCUAUCCAUUCUUCCCUCGCUCGCACCUCUUCGACAUCCACCGCUGCACCUCCAUUUACAUCGUCCAAACCCUAGAUUCCGUCGCCGGAGCAGCGGCAGCUUUUCAGAGUUCAGAGUAGAGAGUUUUCCGAAAAAUCCGGUUCCUUUCUGGUGCUCUCUGCAGCUAACACGAUUUUCUUCCAGGUCGUUGGUGAGAUCGGAGAUGGCGGCGGCAGCACAGCAACCAGUUAGUGCCCAAGUUGUUGGGCGCGCAUUUGUGAGCCAGUAUUAUCACGUGCUGCAUGUGUCGCCGGAGCUUCUUCAUAUGUUUUAUAAGGACAUAAGUAAGGUUGGUCGUCCAGAAGAGGAUGGCAGCAUUAGCAUCACCACCACUACCAAAGCCAUAAAUGAGAAGCUUCUUGGGCUCAAAUAUGGUGAUUUGAGUGUGGUGAUUAAGUCAAUAGAUUCUCAAGAGUCGUUUAAUGGUGGAGUGAUUGUUCUAGUAAGUGGGUAUAUGACGGGGAAGGACAAGAGAAGCCGCAAUUUUGCACACUCUUUUUUCCUUGCGCCUCAGCACAAGGGUUACUUUGUAUUGAAUGAUAUGUUUCGGUAUGUUGAGGCAGUGCCAGCAACAGCUCCGGAGAAUCAUGAGAAUAACACACCUCCCGCAGAGAAUGGCGAUGUGCCAAUUGUUGAAGAAGAAGCCCCGCUGGCUGAGGUUGUUGAUCAACUAGAAGAUGACACAUGGAUGAUUGUUGAAUCCAGUGCCAAAAUUGAGGGAAUUGAAGCACAAAGCACUUGAUGAAUCCUUCAA